AUGGCGGCUGAAAUGUACUGGAAGUAUCCAAAAGAGAAGAUCGUCGGGUUUUACCGAGCGUUCCGACCGACGCUUGUGGUGAGGGAUCCCGAAAUUGUGAAACGAAUUUUGACGACUGACUUCAUUCACUUUUAUUCGCGUGGUAUAAACGUACACAAGAAAAUCAUUGAACCGAUGCUGCGUAAUCUGUUCUUCGCGGACGGUGACGUCUGGCGGCUGCUGCGACAGCGCAUGACCCCGGCGUUCACCAGCGGCAAGCUGAAGGCAGACUCGCUUAACGACGAAAAUUCAGCAUUCAGGCAGUUAGGAGCAAAGGUGUUCACACCCACCGCAAAGAAGCUUGUAAUUGGUAUGCUUAAACUUAUAUUCCCUGAACUAUUUAAAUAUGCCAAAACACAAGGGGAAGUGGAGGCCGACAUCGUUCCUCUUGUAAAGGAAAUCCUGAAGCAAAGGAAUUAUCAACCAUCGGGCCGAAACGACAUUAUAGACCUGCUGCUAGAAUGCAAAGCCAAAGGUACAAUCGUGGGAGAGUCUAUACAGCACUUCAAACCUGAUGAAACGCCUGAAAUCGUAAAACUGGAGUUGGACGACUUCUUGGCUAAACAUGGCAACAAAAUGAGUUACGACGCAAUUAAGGAAAUGACGUAUCUGGAGUGCGCGUUCAAAGAGGGCAUGAGGAUGUUCCCUUCCUUAGGCUUCUUAAUUCGUCAAUGCGUUAGCAAAUAUACGAUUCCUGAGAUUGAAGUGACAAUCGACCCCGGGGUUCAAAUUUUAAUUCCUAUACAAGCGUUGCAAAAUGAUCCGCAAUACUUCGCCAAUCCCGAGCAGUUCCGGCCGGAGAGGUUUCUUCCCGAAGAAUUUGAUUCUCACAAUAAAUACGUAUACUUGCCAUUUGGCCUCGGACCUCGCGCUUGCAUCGGUGAACAACUGGGCUUGAUGCAGUCGCUGGCGGGACUGGCGGCCGUACUGUGCUGCUGCUCCGUGGAGCCCGGUCCCACCACGAUACGCAACCCCAAGAUAGACCCACGAAGCGGCAUCGUGCAAUCCAUCAAAGGCGGUUUACCUCUAUUGUUUCGUAAGAGGGAAAUCAAAAAUUAA
Messenger RNA from Parnassius apollo (apollo), 1098 nucleotides. Lineage: Eukaryota; Metazoa; Arthropoda; Insecta; Lepidoptera; Papilionidae. The record is from the annotation of a GenBank genome assembly.